Molecule: messenger RNA, 3826 nt
Organism: Cyprinus carpio (common carp)
Lineage: Eukaryota; Metazoa; Chordata; Actinopteri; Cypriniformes; Cyprinidae
Product: phosphatidylinositol 3,4,5-trisphosphate 5-phosphatase 2A-like
Biological process (GO): phosphatidylinositol dephosphorylation
Molecular function (GO): phosphatase activity
Source: RefSeq, a predicted model, not a curated record
UUGGUGCCCUACGCAAACUGCGUACUCUGCGUAUAUGGAGCGGCGGUACGCCUAUGGAGAGUCCCUACAAGGAAAGCUGACCAGACUGUGUGUGUGAGUGUGUGUGUGUGUGUGUGCGCGCGCCCCUGCUGUCGGAUGUGUGUUUUCUCUCUCAUGGAGGAUUUUCAGGAACUAACAGGGGAGCAGGAGAAACUCUGAAACGCGACGCGCGCGGCCCGCGGCUCCUGUGCGGCGUUUGCAGCGGAUCCGGAGCGUGUUUCGGUGGAGUUUGGGUUCGGUGAUGGCCGGCGCGUCUCCCGCUCCGCCGCUCUGGUAUCACCGGGAUCUGAGUCGCGCCGCGGCGGAGGAGUUGCUCGCUCGCGCCGCGCGGGACGGGAGUUUCCUGGUGCGGGACAGCGAGAGCGUCAGCGGCGCGUAUGCGCUAUGCGUGCUGUUUCAGAAACAUGUUCACACGUACAGGAUCCUGCCUGAUGAGGAGAACUUCCUGGCGGUGCAGACGUCUCAGGGCGUUCAGCCCAAACGCUUUAAGACUCUUCUUGAGUUGAUUCAGUUGUAUCUGCAGCCCAGUCAAGGCCUGGUGACCACACUGCUGUUUCCAGUGGAGAGAGAGGAAACCACAGAGGAGAGAGAUUACUCGGAUGGUGAAGAUGAGAAGCCGCCCCUCCCUCCACGCACCGCCUCCACCAGCAGCUCUGCAGGCUCCGCUCCCAUCAGUCCAGACACGCCCCCUGAGAACGUGACGGCAUCGAACGGCCUGAGCACCAUCUCUCACGAGUAUCUGAAGGGCAGCUACGCUCUGGAUCUGGAGGCGGUCAAACAGGGAGCGAACAGCCUGCCGCACCUCAACAAGACGCUGGUGGCGUCCUGCAAACGCCUGCAUGGGGAGGUGGAUAAGGUCCUGUGCGGUCUGGAGAUCUUGUCGAAGGUUUUCGAUCAGCAGAGCGCCUCCAUGGUGUCCAGAAUGAUCCAGCAGACCAUGUCUCAGGGUGGAGAUCAGGAGCUGGAGCAUCUGGUCACUAAACUGGCCAUCCUCAAAGAUCUGCUGUCAUCUAUAGAGAAGAAGGCUCUGAAGGCUCUUCAGGACAUGAGCUCUACUCCGAACAUCUCACCGCUGCUGUCCAUCAGACACAAAGCUAUUCCUGUGCAGACCUUCGAGGUGAGAGUGGUGGUGUAUCUGGCCGACCUGACGAAGAUUGGGAAGAGUCAGAAAUACUCGCUGAGUGUGGACGUGGAGGGAGGAAAACUGGUGGUGAUGAAGAAGAUGAAGGACGCGCAGGAAGACUGGAACACGUUCACACACGACAAGAUUCGGCAGCUGAUAAAGUCUCAGCGUGUUCAGAAUAAACUCGGAAUCGUCUUUGAGAAGGAAAAAGACAAAAGCCAGAGGAAAGAUUUCAUCUUUGCCAGUGCAAAAAAAAGGGAAGCGUUCUGCCAACUACUGCAACUCAUGAAGAACAAACAUUCCAAUCAGGACGAGCCCGACAUGAUCUCCAUCUUCAUCGGAACAUGGAACAUGGGCAGUGUUCCUGCGCCGAAGUCGAUGGGAUCGUGGAUUUUAUCCAGAGGUUUGGGGAAGACUCUGGAUGAGAUGGCGGUGACGAUCCCUCAUGACAUCUAUGUGUUCGGGACGCAGGAGAACUCUGUGUGUGAUAAGGAGUGGGUGGAGACGCUCCGCUGCGCCCUCAAAGACUACACCGAGACCGACUACAAACCCAUCGCAGUGCAGACGCUGUGGAACAUUAAGAUCGUGGUGUUAGUGAAGGCUGAACACGAGAACCGCAUCAGUCACGUGGGAAUGUCCAGCGUCAAAACAGGAAUCGCCAACACGCUCGGAAACAAAGGAGCAGUGGGCGUGUCUUUCAUGUUUAACGGGACGUCGUUUGGCUUCGUUAACUGUCACCUGACGUCCGGCAAUGAGAAGAUCCACAGACGGAACCAGAACUAUCUGGACAUCCUGCGUCAGCUGUCGCUGGGCGAUAAACAGCUCAACUCCUUCGACAUCUCGCUGAGAUUCACACAUCUCUUCUGGUUCGGCGACCUCAACUACCGGCUGGACAUGGACAUACAGGAAAUCCUCAACUACAUCAACAGGAAGGAGUUUGAGCCAUUGUUAAAGGUAGACCAGCUAAAUCUGGAGAGAGAGAAGAACAAGGUCUUCCUUCGCUUCGCGGAGGAGGAGAUCACCUAUCCGCCCACGUACCGUUAUGAGCGCGGCUCGCGAGACACGUACGUCUGGCAGAAGCAGAAGGCGACUGGGAUGCGGACCAACGUUCCUUCAUGGUGUGACAGAAUCCUCUGGAAAUCCUAUCCGGAGACACACAUCGUGUGCAACUCUUACGGCUGUACAGAUGACAUCGUCACCAGCGAUCACUCGCCGGUCUUCGGCACGUUCGUUGUGGGGUUGGCGUCUCGUUUCGUGUUUGUGUAUGGUCUGCCCAAGUCUUCAGAACAGGCCUACAUCGAGUUCGAGAACAUCGAAGCCAUCGUCAAGACGGCCAGCAGAACCAAAUUCUUCAUCGAGUUCUACUCAACCUGUCUGGAGGAGUUCAAGAAGAGCUUUGAGAACGACACUCAGAGCAGUGAUAACGUGAACUUCCUGCGCGUGAGCUGGUCGUCCAAACAGCUGACCACACUGAAGCCCAUCCUGUCCGACAUCGAGUAUCUGCAGGACCAGCAUCUGCUGCUGACCGUCAAGUCCCUGGACGGAUACGAGUCGUACGGUGAGUGUGUACUGGCUCUAAAAUCUAUGAUUGGCAGCACGACGCAGCAGUUCCACACAUAUCUGUCUCACCGCGGUGAAGAAACUUUUUUUUGUUUGUGUGUGUGUGCAGCAGAUCAGAGAGUCCCCGUCUUGAACGCCAUGGGAACGAGAGAACGACUCUAUGAGUGGAUCAGUGUGGAUAAGGACGAGACGGGCGGACCGAAGGGCAGGACUCUUCCUCCUCGAGCCGGACACGACUAUGUGAAACCCUCCAGCAGCAGGAAGCUGGGCUCAGCUGACCUCGGGAAAGUCUCAGAGGAGGGAGAGAAGAGCGUCACGGGAAGAAACACACACACACACUCCUGCAAAGAGGAGAGCACACAGAACAGGUGUAGUUGUUUUGUUUUUGAUGGGGUAGACAGGAUGUGUUAGAACAGCUUCAAUAACCCCGCCUACUACAUUCUAGAAGGCGUUCCCAACCAAUCUGCUGCUCUGGCCUCUGACAUGCUCCCCGGCUUCCGCUCCGCCCUCCCUCCACUAGCCAAUAAAACAGCUCCUCCUGCAGGCGGUGUGGGAAAAAACAAGCCGCCCAGUGGAAGUUCUGCACCGGGUCGAAAGCAGACGUCUGGACGCCCGGUUCGGACCAUCAGCGAGGAAGGGUCUUCGGAGGAUGAUGGGAACAUCGGGUCUCUAAAUCGUCCCCCGCCUGAUUUCCCUCCUCCUCCGCUGCCCAAAGGAGCUCUGGAGGCGGCGGAGAACUCGUUCGGAAAACCACAAAAACUCACUGACGUCAAGAUCCCGCCCCCGUCUGCGGUUCCGUCCAAUCCACUGUCAUCGCCCAGCUUUAGUAACCAGUCCCUCUGGGGGGGGGGUAGUGUAGUGGCUUCAGUAUGGUGCUCCACCCAUUCUGAAGCCCGCGUUACCGCCGCCCCAGUUGUCCGGGACGAAAGCGAGGAUGGGCGUGGAGGGUCUGGGGGACAUCCGCGCUCCAUACAGGAGGAGAGCAUCGCAGAAGACCUGCCCGAGGAGGGUCUGUGGCAUGACGAGAGCAGCAGCAGCAGUCUGUCGGUGGAGUGCAGCGUCGGCGAGUGGCUCCAGAAGCUCGGCCUGCAGCAUUAACGGUAG